Messenger RNA from Chondrus crispus (carragheen), 609 nucleotides. Its product is annotated as potential copper-zinc superoxide dismutase, CuZn SOD1. Gene Ontology annotation, molecular function: copper ion binding; superoxide dismutase activity. NCBI's taxonomy places the organism in Eukaryota, Rhodophyta, Florideophyceae, Gigartinales, Gigartinaceae. The transcript has a single exon. Gene Ontology annotation, biological process: removal of superoxide radicals. The record is from RefSeq and is a predicted model, not a curated record. Bases 1 to 609 code for a protein of 202 amino acids.
AUGACGCCCCUCCUCGUCGCCGCGCUGCUCGCGGCCGUGUCCCUCGCCGCCGCGGCCGAAGUCCCUCUGUUCACGCAGGAGGGCUGCAGCAACCUCCCGACGCUGGUGUGCACCGUCCAGCCCACGGACGGCUACUCCGUGGAGGGCGUGGUCUACUUCACGCCCGCGUGGCGCCGCCGCGGCGUCGGCGAGCAGCCGGACCUGUUCACGUGCUACGUGCGCAUCAUGGCCGCCGUCGCGGGCCUGACUAAUCCGCAACACGGCUUCCAUGUGCACACAUACGGCGACGUCAGCGUCAGCGAUGGCUCGUCCACCGGCGGACACUUCACCAACGUCGCGGGCGACGAGAUCGAGCACGGACUUCCUGACGACGAGAUCCGCCACUGGGGAGAUCUGGGAAACCUCAUCAAUGAUGGAAAGGGCAACGCCGAGUAUGACCGCGUCGACAAGGUUGUGCGCUUGGGCGCCCUCGUGGGGAGGGGCAUUACCAUUCAUGAAGAUCAAGACGCAGGGAGUAGCGAGCAGCCGACGGGCGCUUCGGGCACUCGCAUUGGCUUCUGCGUCAUCGGUUACGCUAACCCUGAGGUCAUCGCCUCGGCCUCACGGUAA